CUUCAUCAACGGCAGUAGACUCCACAUCAGCAGUAUCAGCGCAAAGUAUGGAUGACUGGAAUUUGGAUGCAUCUUGUACAAAUGGUCUGACGAUUACUAAGUUUCCUCCUGGGAUGGAUAAUCUUCUGGAACCGCAUCUUACCACUUUUUCUACAAACAUAUUGAAUAUAUACCGUGGUAAUAUGAUACCAUAUUUAUUGGACAAGGCUUUAUUGACUCUUCUGCGGUGCCACCUCUCUCCAGUACGGGAACAGCGUUAUCAAGAACGGAAGGCAAAGAGAGAAGAACCUGACUCAACCCUCAGCAAUCGACAGCAAUGCACUGACAAAAUUCUUCCAACAAUGAUUAUUCUGAAACACCGACUUCGCAAGCACAUCAGACGACUGGCAAAUUUGGAAAAACGUAACGACGUUGAUAAACACUACAGCAUCACCAAAGAAAGUCAAGCUAUCGAUCGAAUUAAGCAACUAAUUGCUCACAAGAAAAAGAAGAAGAAUAUGGACAGCAAACAUGACACCACAGAUGACAUGGAAAAUGACGAGGACGACGCGGUGGACGAUGUGGAUAGCGAUAUGGAAGAUGAUGCGGACUUUGUUAUGGACAAUCUUAUCGAUGAAGACACUUCAAUCCCAAGAAAAAGACUGUGUGCGUCAGUGUCGUUUCCUUCGACUUCGACUACAAUUGCGACUACCAACACAACUACUAUGACCCCAACAACGCCAACAACGCCAAUACCAAAAUUAGUAGUCUCAGCAUCAGUAACAGAACCGUCAAUCAAUCGACUGAAGAAAUUACGAUCCGUUUUGAAAUCUCUGCUUUGGAAGAAAGGAAUACCAUUUGAUAGUACACCUCACCAAUUGAAGAUGAAAUACGACAACUUGGACCAAUGAUAAUGAAGCUACGGUGCUCAUGCAAUUAUACAAGUUUAUAUCACCCUAUGUUCUACCAAAAACGAAUAACGAAAUUGUUGAUAAUCACCCACUUCUCAACUAUCCGCUGGCUCUGCUAUUAAAUACUAUUCUGUACGUCACCAAUUACGCCAAAUUCUGUAGAAAGCUGGUUCCAAAGGUCA
Messenger RNA from Halteromyces radiatus, 1072 nucleotides. RefSeq lists its product as uncharacterized. Lineage: Eukaryota; Fungi; Mucoromycota; Mucoromycetes; Mucorales; Cunninghamellaceae. The coding region runs from base 48 to 890 and encodes 280 amino acids. The transcript has 2 exons. The record is from RefSeq and is a predicted model, not a curated record.